Messenger RNA from Populus nigra (black poplar), 1283 nucleotides. RefSeq lists its product as uncharacterized. Bases 313 to 1131 code for a protein of 272 amino acids. The record is from RefSeq and is a predicted model, not a curated record. The transcript has a single exon. NCBI's taxonomy places the organism in Eukaryota, Viridiplantae, Streptophyta, Magnoliopsida, Malpighiales, Salicaceae.
ACUAAAAACCAAGCUACCCUUCCCUUUCUUCGAGCCCUCAUACCUCUCUCUCAGAAACCCAAUUUCCUGUAUAAAAAUACUCUCUCAUCAUCCUCCCCACCUCAUUUUAUUGGCUUGGACAUCAUAUUCCAGCUCACAAAGGCAAAAGAAAGCAAGAAGAAAUAAAAAAGAAACAUUUCUCCUCUCUCAUUACUAUUUAAUCAUCAUCUACUAAUGAACCAAAAGUGAAACAAUUUUGUUUUGCUUAUCAUACUGCACACAAUCUCUCUCUCUCCAUUUUUAUUAUCUUUGAAGCAGUUGGUUCGUGUAGAAAUGGGUAUAAGGUUUUUGAAUCUGCAAAUGAUUCCAUGGUGUUUUCAUAAUUUGAUGGGCAAUCCUACAUCAUGCUUGCAACUCCAGUCUGAGCCACCGGCAGGUACAAUCAAGCUUAUAAAAUCAGAUGGGCUAGUGAAGAUCUAUGACAGACCAGUCUAUGUCUCAGAGCUAAUGGUAGAGUUUCCAAAACACCUGGUUUGCCAUUCAGAUUCAUUCUAUAUAGGUCAAAAGAUCCCAGCUCUUUCUGAGAACGACCAGCUUCAAUUAGGCCACAAGUACUUUCUUCUACCCAAAGAUUGCUUCCAAUCUGUACUGUCUUUUGUCACUAUAGCUUCCUUUACCAGCUCCUCACUACAGCCUCAACCAUCAUCUUCAAGAAAUGCGUUUCUAAAAAAGGCUGCUACUUGCCAACCUUUUGAUAUUCAAAAAUCUCCGAAUGGGUGUUUGAGGAUACGUGUAUCGGAUGAUUUUAUAUCACAAUUAAUGGAGGAAGGUAAAGUAAAGGAGAGUGAAGAAGAUCAGAGUUCAGGGAAUUGUAAACCAAAGAGUAGAGUUUGCACUACUCCUCAGUUGGAGAAAGAUUACACGCAGCUUGUCGGGUCACGCCAAUGGAAACCGAAGUUGGAGACAAUAAAGGAGAACGAAAAGAGAAGACUUUCUUCCUCCUUUGGAAUGAAGAGGAGGAAGAAAUCUCAGUCUAAAGUGACACAAAAGAGUACUCAUAGAUCAGUCUCAGAACAACACCUUCACUCAACAUCUACCAGUCAUAACAAGUCUUCUCUAAAGGCCAAGAUCAAGAUUAAACCAAGAAAGUGAUCAUAGAUUUGGUUUUAGUCACUUUUUUCUCUUUUCUUUUCUGGGCCUUUCAUCACCCUUGAUGUACUGUGUAAAACUGGCGAUACAUAAUUAGUGAGAUCAUACAGAUUAAAGAACUGAAUGAAAAAAGGGUUUCAAUCCCUCUUCGAAUA